UAAAAAAAAAAAAAGAAGCUUAUUUUUUACUCUACAGCUGCAUAUUUAUUCUACAGGGUCACAUUUGCUCGUCUUUGCUCUAAAGAAGAUGGAUUCCUCUCAGUUUCCAGAGGAGGUUUCUGAGAGGAAAGUGUGUGUUGUUGGCUCGGAGCUGGUGGAAAACUACACAGUCUACAUCAUCGAGGUGACGGACGGAGAACACAAAUGGACCGUGAAGCACAGAUACAGCGACUUCCACGACCUCCAUGAGAAGCUGACAGCAGAGAAGAAGGUGGACAAACGGUUGCUGCCUCCGAAGAAGAUGUUGGGGAAGAACUCGAAGAGUCUGGUGGAGCGGCGGCAGAAGGAGCUGGAGCUCUACCUGCAGACGCUGCUACAGCAGUUCCCACAGGCCACUCCCACUCCACUCGCCUGCUUCCUGCACUUUCACCUUUAUGAAAUUAACGGCAUCACAGCAGCUCUGGCUGAGGAACUGUUUAAUAAAGGUGAGCAGCUGCUGCAGGCUGGCGAGGUGUUUUCUCUCUGUCCUCUGCAGCUUUACUCCGUCUCCCAGCAGCUCCGUCUGGCCAAACCGACCUGCUGCAACGGAGACGCCAAAACUGACCUGGGACACAUUCUCGACUUCACCUGCAGGCUGCGAUACCUCAAGAUCUCUGGCACCACAGGUCCAGUGGGAACCAGUAACAUCCAGGAGAGCAGCCUCCCCUUCGACCUGUCUUUUUUCAAAUCACUGCUGCAGAUAGAGAUCAGUGAAUGCAGCUCUCAGCAGAUUCAAGGUUUGUCGUCUCUGAGGUCGAGUUUGGCGACUCUGACAAUUCACCACUCAACAGAAACUAUGAUGUCGAUCCUAGUCCCGGAGGCGAGCGAGUUCUCACAGUGGGAGGUGGAGGGGGCGGAGUCUGGCUGUGCCGUCACCGCCGUCAUCCCCGUGUGGAGAAACCUGACCACGCUGGACAUGAGCAACAACUGCAUCGACACAAUCGACAGCUCAGUGAAACUGAUUCCUAAGGUGGAGUUUCUGGAUCUGAGUCACAACCAGCUGUCCUCAGUGGAAAACCUCCAGCACUUGUACAACCUGGUCCACGUGGAUCUGUCCUACAACAACCUUCGGGUCCUGGAAGCUGCUCACACCCGUUUAGGGAACAUCAAAACGCUCAGCCUGGCCGGCAACCAGCUGGACCAGCUGACCGGACUCACUAAGCUCUACUCGCUGGUGAAUCUGGACCUCAGCCACAACCAGCUGGCCCAGUUGGAGGAGAUCAGGAACAUCGGCUCUCUGCCCUGUUUGGAGAAACUUAACGUGUCCAAUAAUCCCAUGUGCAUCAUCCCCGACUACAGAACCAAAGUCCUGGCCCAGUUUGGAGACCGUGCAGCUGAGGUUUGUCUGGACGGUAAAGUGACGACAGAGAAAGAGUUGGACACGGUGGAAGUGUUGAAAGCCAUUCAGAAAGCCAAAGAAGUCAAAGACAGGAUGAGCAGUGGUGAUAAGAAGAUCAGUGAGGAGACCAGGUUGUCUACUGCUGCACCUCCUCACCUCUCCUCCUCCUCCUCUUCCUCCUCUACCCCCUCCUCCUCCUCCUCAUGCUGCUCCUCUGCUGUCGCUCCUCCUGCUGUCUCUUCCUCCUCCUCCUCUUCUUCUUCUUCUUCUUCCACUUCCUCCUCUUCUUGCCCGGCCCAGCAGGCUGCCUGCCCCAGCCAAGAAGUGACGAGCAGAGAAGAAGCAGCAGCAGUUCCCCCCAGCGUUCUCCCUCCUGCGGACGCUGCACCUCCCCCUGCAAGCUAUAACACCAACACACACCUCCUGUCUGCUGACCCCGCCCAGGUACAACAACCUACUGUCAGUCUGUCUGAACACACACACUGUGAAACUCCUACAAGCACUACUACAACCACAACUACUACUACUACUGUCUGUUGCGUCUGCUCUUCUUCCUCUUCCACACAAAUUGAAACCAGUUGCUCCACCUGCAGUGCCGCACCAUGUCCUCUUCUUCCUACUCACCUGCUCUCCUUCUCCUCCUCCAACAAAGACUUCAUUACUCAGCUCUCCCAGCGUCUCGGCACCACCUGGAAGGAGCAGAAGAAGAUAAAAGAGGAGGAGGAGGGGGAGACGGAGGAGGAGGAGGAGGAGAGGGUGGAGAGAAUAGAGAGGAGGUCUGAAUCCAGAGAGGUUCAGUCUCAUGUAGAAGGAACAGAGGUGGGAAGUCCCAGUCCAGGGUCUAGGGACGGCUACUUUGAGAUGGGUCUGGAUGAUUCGGUUGAGGAGUCGGUCUGCUCUACUUCCUCCUCGCUCACCGCUCCUCCUGCAGGGCCCGGCGACCCGGUGGAGCUGCGUGAAGGGGAGGAGGAAGAGGAGGAGGAGAAUGAGGAAGAGGAGGAAGAGGAGGAGGUGCAGGUCCGCAGGGUUCUGUGGUGCUACUGUCUUCAGGUGAAGGAGGAGGUGGAGCAGAAGAAGGCGUGUCUGGUGCUGACGGACCGGCUGCUGGGUCUGCUGUAUCUGUCUGAAGAUUUCACGUGGACCAAUCAGGACGCAGACCAGCAGCAGAGUCCGGCCAUAGAGGAGGUGCUGUCCGGCCUGCAGAUGGACCUCCUGCUGCCUUACUCCCACCUCCUGCUCUCCUCACCAGCUGAGCUCCCCGACUCCUGUCUCGCCUUCGGGCUCCGGGACGGUCCGACCCGCUGGUACAUCUUCUCUGAGGCCAACGAGCUGCGGCAGACCAGGACCGAGCUAACAGCGGUGAUCCAGGCAGCAGAGUCUCAGGCUGAUCCAGAGCCUCUCAACACUCCUCAACUACUCCCCCGCUUGCUUCUAAACUCCUGGGAGCUGGAGGAGAGUCAGGCUGCUCAGGGAGGCUACACUGCCCACCUUCUCCCCCUUUCCUCCUCUUCCUCCUCUUCCUCCUCUUCCUCCUCUGCACCAGACACCCACCCCCUCCUUUCAGAUAUCUUAUCUAAGAAAGAGGAGCCCACACUCCCGUCUCUCUUCUUCCUCACCCACCGACAACUCUGGGUGUUGAAGAUGGAUUUCAGAGAGCUAGCAAAAAGAGAGAGCAGCAGCACUGACCUUCAUCACCCCUCCUCCUCCUCUUCCUCCUCCUCCUCUUCUCUGUCCUGGUGCAAGCUGGUCCGUGUGCCCCUCGGCUCUGUGGUGCUUCACCCCAGAGAGAGAGAUCAUCAGUUUGGGGACAAAACUAGCAGCACGUCCUGCCUCGACUCAAAACACCACCACAGGAGGAGUCACACCGUUGAGCUGCUGCUGGGUGGUCAGAGGCUGCUGCUGCUCUUCCCUCUUGCCCAGGACAGAAGCUCUUUCCUGGAGGAGCUGAGCCAGCGGAGAGCCUCUCUGGAGGGGCUGAAGAUGGUCGCUCUGCCCCGACCCUGCAGACAACACACUCAAGGCCGACACAGAUCCAGAGACCAGUGCUGCUGCACCAGUACCAAGAAAUCUCACAGCUCCAGCAGCUGGGACUCCUCCUCUCUGCAGGUUGAGGAGAACCAACCUUCCCCGCAUCUCAACCCGGGUCUGUCCCCAGGAUUGAAGCUCCUGGCUGGGCUCGGAGGACAGCAGCUGUUGCCUUACUUUCACAGAUAUAUAGCACUGUCUGAGGCGGAGGAGGUGAGACAGGUCCUGUGGCUGUCUGUGGUUCUCUACAAGUCUCCAGAGACUGAGCUCACCUGCUAUCUGCUGCUCUCCAACGACACAAUCUACUUCCUGUUGGAAGACUCCGCCUCCACACUCGGCCAUCACUCAGUGUUGGAUAUAACGGAUUCUGGAGAUCCAGACGUCUGUCUGUGCUGCUGCCUUUCCGUCAGACUCUCUGAGCUGCUGUCAGUCAAUGUGGGACUCUUCGACCAGUACUUCAGAGUCGUAGGUCAUUCGGCCGAUCACAUCGUCUGCUGUCUCAGCAGGGACAGUUAUGGGACGGGCGUCUUCCUGCAGGAGCUGAUGUCAGCUCUCAGUCUGCAGCAGCAACUUCCUCCUCCAGAGCCGUCAGAUCAGGACUUUUACUCUCAGUUCACCAACACAAACACAGGUAAGAUGCAUAACUACGAGCUGGUCCACAGCAGCAGGGUGAAGUUUAUUUAUCCCAGUGAGGAGGAGAUGGGAGACCUGACCUUCAUCGUGGCAGAGAGGAAAACUCCGGCCAGUGCAGCGUCCUCAUCCUCACGCUCCUUCAACGUCUUGCUGUACCUGCUCGUCUUUCAGGUCCAGAUCCCCAGCACUCUGUCUGGCCAAGGCUCUGCCCUCACAGGUCCUUCCUCCUUUUCUGGCUCCGCCUCCUCACCUGUACUCCAACCCAGGACUCUGAUCCUGACCAGCACCGAUGUGUUCCUAUUGGACGAGGACUACAUAAACUAUCCGCUGCCGGACUUUGCCAAAGAACCUCCUUCCAGGGAGCGGUACCAGCUGCGUGAGGCUCGGAGGAUCCGGGACUUAGACCGGGUCCUGCUGGGCUACCAGACGUACCCUCAGGCUCUGACCCUGGUGUUUGACGACCUGCCCGGCCCCGACCUGCUCUGCCACCUCACCAUGGACCAUUUUGCAGCCGGAGGGGAAGAAGCCUCACUCAGGGCGGGUGGAGCCAGCGGGGGCGCGGAAGGCGAGGUCCAGUGGUGCGUCUUCGUCCCCGGAGCAGACAGCAGAGAGAGACUGAUUUCACUCCUCGCUCGCCAGUGGGAGGCGCUCUGCAGCCGGGAGCUUCCUGUUGAGCUCACCGGCUGAUUGGUCGACGGGGGAAAACAGACAGAUAGAUGACGGUUCAGCACCUUGUAUAUCGGUGGGAGCUGAUUGUUUACAGAUGGUUUUAUUUACUUGUUCAAAGGCCUCGAUAUGCUUCAAGUGCAGUUGCGUAGCGUCACCUGACCACCUCUAAAAAGGUUUCCAGCUGUUCGUACUGAUGGUCCGUGAAUCAUUUAAACGGGGAUAGAUGUGCACCUUUUUUAGACAGUCCAGUCAGAAGCGUUCAUGUUGGGUUGCUCAGAUCACAUAAAAAUAAGUUAUAAUAACAAAUAUUUAUCAUGAGAUCAGACAAAUAAUUUGAAUUGUAGAUUUUUAUUAUUUAUUACAAUC
Molecule: messenger RNA, 5071 nt
Organism: Scomber japonicus (chub mackerel)
Lineage: Eukaryota; Metazoa; Chordata; Actinopteri; Scombriformes; Scombridae
Gene: nisch
Product: nischarin
Exons: 28
Coding region: 89-4723 (1544 amino acids)
Cellular component (GO): cytoplasm
Molecular function (GO): protein kinase binding; phosphatidylinositol binding; integrin binding
Source: RefSeq, a predicted model, not a curated record